Stereum hirsutum FP-91666 SS1 is the source of this 1940-nucleotide messenger RNA. RefSeq lists its product as uncharacterized. Lineage: Eukaryota; Fungi; Basidiomycota; Agaricomycetes; Russulales; Stereaceae. The transcript has 15 exons. Bases 1101 to 1940 code for a protein of 279 amino acids. The record is from RefSeq and is a predicted model, not a curated record.
GCAUCUCACGCUUACCCUUCUUGGAGCCUUCGAAUCCAUCACGCCGACAGCGUCUGUCGUUGGUCUCAUUGUCGACAACAAAUUUCUCGUCAAUACCAACCCAUAUACCGCGCAGACGUUACUGGCGAUAUAAUACUAACGUGGCGGCGUUACGUAAUUUACUCCAAAAGAAUAAUCAUCGUCUUUCCCAUCUUCUGUUGGUUGGGUUGUAUAGUUGCUAUGUCCACUUGGUGUGCUUACAAUGCAUCGAAGCUCCACUUGGGGUGGCACACGCUAUUCCCGAUCAUCAUUGCUCUCAUCGAGUCUGGCACUUUUUACACGGUCGCCACCCUCGGUGCGCUCAUCACACACGUGUAUGGUACUUCCGGAGAGUUCGCAGCCGUACAGGUCUUACCUUCCGUCGUGUUAUCUUCCGGAACGUGGAACGUACAGGGAAUCAUUUACUGCCUGAUUGUCCUCCACAUCAAGUUCAACACAGAUCUACCAAGUAUAGGGAGGUUAAAUACCACGGCAUACCUGGACACAUUCUCCGGAGUAGUCGGAAUGCACAACCACAUCAUUCCUUCUGUUAGCCUGCCACAACAUUAUACGCUUCCCGGAACAAGCUCCCUUUCGCCCCACUCCCACAGAUGUCAUCUUCCGCUGCCCACUCCUCUUCCUUGAAUAUCACUCACUCAAGGUCGAACUACGAGGAUAACCCACAAUAAGACGCAUGGCUUGCAGGGAAUGCUAUAGCAAUUCUGCACUUCGUUGGCGUGAGCUGGGCUCACUACUCAGAGGCUACAUGAUGGGACACAAUCCGUCGACAUCGAGACUCGCGACUAGAGGUGCCCUGAUCCGGAUCCUAUUGAGAGCCUCAUCACGGUGGGUUCUUGAACGCCGUCCAUCGAUUCUCACCUCGAAUCCAGCACAAUCCUUAUUGUGAGGAUAUUCGUACUCCCGCAACAUUGCUGAGAAACAUGUUUCGCCGGCAAAGUCCGCCACGGCAUGCGAGCUCCCAUUCGUGCUCUCUUAAACACUACACUCCACUCUUGUCGUGAACUCGCAACGACUUGAAGGCGGUAUUGGCAGACCCUCAGAGGUCUCUCUAUGCUCGAGAAAUGGUAUUGCUCAGCGAGGCUGAACUUCUGGGCAUUUUUCUGGAAUCGUUUGUCACGGGUAUCUUCUUUACUCUUGCAUGCGUCUCGAUCUUUGCGCAAAAUGGGCGUAGAACUUCCAGUUGGGGAUAUUCUGUGCCUGUUGUCUGCUUCAUGUUCACAAUCGCAAUGACGCAUCUUAUACUUGCUUUCGUUGGUAAUCUGAAAUCCGUGCCUCCAAGCUUGAGUGUCGGUCAGGUCAUCGGCGACGUAAAGUUCUUCGUCAGCAUCGUUCUUUACACCGUUCAGACGCUGGUUGGGGACAUGAUACUGACUUGGCGCUGCUACAUCAUAUACUCCAAGAGCGUGGUAGUCGUGAUAUUCCCUGUGCUUGGAUUGCUUGGAAGCAUUGCCAUAUGGAUCAUCCAGAUGAUCACUUGGGAACAACCAUUCGGUCGGACACAGAUCAGCGCGGAAACUGUAUGGGUGACGGCGUACCUCACUAUUACAUGCGCCAUCAAUCUCUAUACCACUCUCGCGAUGGCGAUAUGGUGUGCAUAUAACACACGAAAACUUCACCUAGGCUGGCCCACCCUCUUUCCAUUCAUCGCUGUUCUCGUCGAGUCCGGUGUUAUAUACACAGUCGCCACACUGAGCGCACUGAUCACGCAUCUCGUCGGCUCGAAUGCGCAAUUCGCAAUGGUCCAGGUGCUUCCGUCUAUUGUUGGGAUUGUAUACUGCUUGAUGAUCCUACAGAUCAGAUUCAACGCCGACCUGCCCACAAGAGGGCUUGCCCAAACUACAGGUUAUCUAGAUCCCUUGCCGGCGGCAGUCGAUGGUCAAAUGCAUAUGUUGGUCGAGUGA